This is a messenger RNA of Daphnia pulicaria, 1381 nucleotides long. It is a transcript of the gene Myd88, whose product is annotated as myeloid differentiation primary response protein MyD88-like. Gene Ontology annotation, biological process: Toll signaling pathway; positive regulation of canonical NF-kappaB signal transduction; defense response to Gram-positive bacterium. The coding region runs from base 82 to 1233 and encodes 383 amino acids. The transcript is spliced from 7 exons. Gene Ontology annotation, molecular function: Toll-like receptor binding; TIR domain binding. Gene Ontology annotation, cellular component: plasma membrane. The record is from RefSeq and is a predicted model, not a curated record. Lineage: Eukaryota; Metazoa; Arthropoda; Branchiopoda; Diplostraca; Daphniidae.
UGCGCGGUUCUAGGUAAUUCCCCUUCUUUACGUUCUGCUACGAUCAGUUUGUAAAUAUUAUUGAGAAAGUUAUACAUAGUUAUGGCAAGUUUUGACAAUAACUCACAUCUCGAUGGAUACUUGUGCUCAUUGCGAACCACAACGUUCGCCAAACUUUCAAAUAUGUUGAAUCCCACCAAAGUUCUUCUGACUGACGACGGUCAUUUGAGAGAUUGGAGAGGCCUGGCAGAACUGAUGGGAUGCGACAUGUUGGUCAUCCAGAAUCUAGAGAAAACCAGCAACCCAUUUGCGGGUUUGAUUAGCCAAGUCAAAGACCUUACAGCCAACCAGCUUAUAGAGUAUCUUGAAAAAAUGGACCGAUAUGAUGUAGUUGAUGAUACAAUUGCUUUGAUGGAGAAUGAUUUAUAUCUAGCCUCAAGGCAAACCAAUUUACAAGAAACAAAACAAGAUAUUCCUCAGAUUGUUACCAUUGGUGACCAAGAACAAUUUAGUGAAGACGGUACUUUAGUUCAGUAUGAUGCUUUUGUUCUUUACGCAAGAGAAGAUCAAGAGUUUGUAAACACAGUAGUUAAAAAAAUAGAAGGGGAAUAUGGAAUGAAGUUGUGCCUUAAAGACAGAGAUUUUAUCGCUGGAUUACCGUUUGAACACCAAGCUGUCACGGAAUUAAUUUCAAAUCGUUGUCGAUUCGUCUUACCUAUAUUCUCGCCCAAUUUUUUGAAUUCAGAAGAUAACAAAUUUGUUGUUAACUUCUCCGAAGCCUUAGGCAUAGAGAGAGGAUGCCGGAAAAUCGUCCCUUGCGUGUAUCAGCAAUGCGACUUGCCAAAAUCUGUCCGCUAUUAUACUCGACUUGACUUUACACGGCAAAAUCCUUACUGGGAUUUCUGGGACAAAAUGAAAAAGUCCCUUGCAGAUCCUUCUGCGCCGCCUAGCGAGAGAACGGAUAAAAUCAACAUUUCUACCACGGAGAAUAACACUGAACAGAAAUACCCUGCUCGAUUGUCUCCCAAAGGAGAUCUAUCCGAGAAGAGUAAAUCCUACCCUGAAAAUGUUCCUGCUACUUGCUCCAAGUCAAGUAGCAGUGGUGAACAAAAAGAAAACAAACUGCUCCAUGAAGAAGUUGUUCAAGAGAUGCCCGAACGUGGCAGAGAAACGAAACAUUGGCUAAAAAAGAUGUGGAAGAAAUCCAAAAAGAAAUCCGUAGAUAAGCAGAAGGUUAAAGUCCUUGCAUUUUGAAAAAAUAAUUUUUCUGACAAACAGACGUGUGUAAAUAGAAUGCUCUUAAAUCUAAUUAAAUUGUGCGUCCGAGUAACAGUUAUUAUUUUUAAGAAGGAUGAGAGACGAGAUAAUUCCUGAAAAAUAUAUUUUCGCUCACGUUGUCAUA